Molecule: messenger RNA, 2052 nt
Organism: Exophiala mesophila
Lineage: Eukaryota; Fungi; Ascomycota; Eurotiomycetes; Chaetothyriales; Herpotrichiellaceae
Exons: 1
Coding region: 129-1670 (513 amino acids)
Biological process (GO): double-strand break repair via homologous recombination
Cellular component (GO): cytoplasm; chromosome
Molecular function (GO): four-way junction helicase activity; ATP binding; 3'-5' DNA helicase activity
Source: RefSeq, a predicted model, not a curated record
CGCGACAUGGUGUGCCCUUGACGCGUUCUCAACUUCGUCGUCGGUCCCUUGACGAGUGCUUAUGAAUGAAUAUCUUUUCUCCAUCGGACAUCACUACCAUCUCGAGAAUCCGGCGUGCAUGACGUGCAAUGGUACGCAAGCCCCAGCAGAGAAAGCCCGAUGUGACAGACCUUGGUUUCAUCCUCAGGAGAGUCUUCAAGAAAGAAUCCUUCAGGGCUCUUCAGGAAGACGUAGUUCACGCCGUUAUCGAUGGCCAUGAUGUCUUUCUGUGUGCAGCCACGUCCUUUGGCAAAUCACUAUGCUACCAACUACCCGCUGUCGUUUCGACCGGUGUCACAGUCGUCAUCUCGCCUCUGCUAGCCUUGAUGGAGAAUCAAGUCUUUGCUGCAAAACAGCUGGACAUCGCCGUCGAGUGCAUCAAUAGCAAGACAUCAUGGGCCGAGAAGCAGCGUAUUGAGACCGACCUCUUAUGUGGCCACCCAGAAACCAAGCUCCUCUACGUCACCCCCGAGCUUUGCUCAACUGACCACUUCCGCAGGCUCAUUCUCAAGAUCCAUCGACAAGGCCAAUUGACUCGCAUCGCUAUCGACGAGGCGCACUGUAUCAGUGAAUGGGGCCAUGAUUUUCGCCCUGCCUACAAGGACUUAGUCUGGCUCAAAACAAACCUGAAUUGCCCCAAAGUACCAAUCAUCGCCGUUACAGCGACAGCCACCAAGCAGGUUCGGGAUGACAUUUUUAAAUUCCUCCAUCUUGAUUAUGCCACGACAAAGUCUUUCUCAACUUCAACUGCUCGGCCUAAUAUUCACUAUGAGAUACAGUAUUUCUCCGAGUCCAAUCCAGAAAAUGGCAUGGACGAUGUUUUCCCAUACCUGGUAGCGAGAUUGAAAUUCAUGCAUCAGAGAAGAGCCACUCGCCAAAGACAGCUGCAACAACAACAAUCGGACAAGUCUUGCAUAGCGUUGCCACCAAUCACUGGUAUAAUCUAUGUCCCUCUACGUGCUGCGGCAGAUCACCUCGCCCUCAAAUUGUCCACAGCUGGAAUCCAUGCUCAAGCCUACCAUGCAGGUCUCGAUACAGAUCAGAGAACCAAAGUACAAGCAUCCUUCCUCCGCCUCGCCAACACCAAUCAAUCUGAUCUCCGUACUUCCACUAGCACUACAAUAGAUAUGGAAAGCUUGAAGGCUAGCUUCAACAUCAUCUGCGCCACAACUGCCUUCGGGAUGGGCAUCGACGUUCCCAACAUUCGCUUUGUCAUUCACUACGGCCUUCCACGAGGUAUGGAGGCAUUCACCCAAGAAUCAGGACGCGCUGGACGCGAUGGUAAAGCUGCCUCUAGCCUCAUCCUAUAUACGCGGGAAGAGAAGGAUCGCUGUGACUACCGCACUCGCAUGGAUGCCAACAAAGAGAAGAAUAAGACCAAAGCCAAAUCACGAUUGCAAUCUCUGAAAAGCGUGGUCGAUUUCUGCGAAGGCACGACGGUCUGCCGGCACGCACUAGUGGCCAAGUACUUUGGCGAUGAUCCUGCAUCGGUGGAUUGUCUUUUUGCGUGUGAUGUGUGUAAAGAAGGGCCAGGAGAAUUGAAGAAGCGAAAGGACAAGGGGUUGGCGACGGAAGAGGAGGCCUUUAGCUUUACCCAACGAGAAGCCAUUACGAAUUACGAUUAUGACUGAUGCCAGACACGAAUUUCAGUCGGCCGUGGAUGGGCUAUUGGCCCGCGCCUUGAGUAUCAGACGUCACUUUGCAUCCCACUUCAGGGUGAGAUGGACCGAUGAGUCCAAGAAUAGUACGUGGAAUAUGAUAUUACAAUAGGGAGAUGAUGGUCCUGUCAGCCAAGAGACUCUCAAGCACUGUCUUACUCAGCCUCUGACUUGGUCCACGUCGCACGACUCGCCUGCCAAGUAUUAAAGUCAUGCAAGGCGCAUUCUCGGACGCUCGCUAACUUUUCAGCAUGUAAAAGCCGCCUCCAUAGUCUACCAGCCAGCUCUUCUCCACUUUACUGAUGUCCUUGAUGAAGAUUUUUUCCCGGCUUUCCAACAAUUCAUGGAAUACCAC